Molecule: messenger RNA, 1399 nt
Organism: Osmia bicornis bicornis
Lineage: Eukaryota; Metazoa; Arthropoda; Insecta; Hymenoptera; Megachilidae
Product: 4-nitrophenylphosphatase-like
Exons: 6
Coding region: 355-1347 (330 amino acids)
Cellular component (GO): cytoplasm
Molecular function (GO): phosphatase activity
Source: RefSeq, a predicted model, not a curated record
AGAGAUUCCGGUAACCAUGUGUCUCGGUAUGUCUCGUGACAUUCACACGCGAAAUCAACGUUCCUUAUGAUUCUAAAAAAUAAAAACGAGCAUUCCAGGCAUGCGCCCAGUAUAAUACCGACCUUAGCCUUGCCGCAGUCAUAUGCGGCAGUCGAAUCAUGCCUCGUCAGGCAAAAAGUGUUGUGAAAAUCGCUUAUCAGUAACGUAAUCGGUCUUUAAUGACUCGGUGACUUCGAUGGUGGUAGGUCGUAGUUGGAAGCAUUAGUCAGCAUUAGUCUGCUCGCAUCGAUCAAUCUACAUGGUACACCAGUGCUGGAUCGUGAAAAUUGAAACAUUAUUUAACAGCUGAUCACCAUGUCCAUCACGAAGAACCUAGAAUUUCUGAGCAGGAAACAGGCGCAGGAUUUCUUGAGUUCGUUUGACGUCGUCAUGUCGGACUGCGAUGGUGUCAUUUGGUACCUACAGAAGCCGAUACCGGGUGCCAUUGACACCCUGAAGAGGCUACAGGAACUAGGGAAGAGUCUGUACCUUGUGACCAACAAUGGCACCAAUAGCAUCGACAAGUAUUGUGAGACAUUAAAGUUGAACCGACUGGAAGUGAAACCGGAACAGGUAAUAACUCCAGGAAAAGUAGUCUCCUGGUACCUGAAGAAGAUUCAUUUUACAGAGGAGGCGUUUGUUAUCGCUUCGACACCAUUUCGACAAACUUUGAUCGACGCUGGUAUCAAAUUGUCUCCAGAAAAUCUCGAGGUUGACGAAGAUGACGUGUUCGCGUCUAUAAAGAGUCUAGAAGAUCGACCAUCGAUCAAAGCCGUUGUUGUUGAUUUUUCUGUAGUCUUUAAUUGGGCUAAAAUAGCGUUCGCGAUAUCUUGCUUGAAAAGGAACGAUGUUCUUUAUCUUUGCGGAGCUCAAGACGAGUGGAUCACUUAUGACAUCGAUAAAAAAAUAUUAGGCCCAGGUCCUUUAAUUGAAAUAAUUACCAAACAAAGUGGUAGAACGCCCAUCGAGUGUGCUAAACCCAGCGAAGUAUUAAAGAGCUAUCUUUUCGAUCUCUGCAAUGUGAAGGAUUCAAAGAGGUGCUUGUUCAUCGGUGAUACAAUCAAUUACGACAUGAAAUUUGGAACGAUGUGCGGAUUUCAAAAGUUGAUGGUUGGAACUGGCCUUGAUAAUAUCAAGGACGCAGAAUUGAACGAAGAAAUCCGUCCGGAUUUCUACAUUCCCAGUUUAGCAUUGUUGCAUCCCAUUAUUGAUUCACUGCAGGAUGGCAUUGUGAAUGAAAGAAAUGGUUCCUGGCAUCAGAACUCCAGUAUGUUUAAUGAAAAUAAUAAAAAUCUGAGAAGAGCGUAAGAAUUUUUAAAUAUAAGUAAAAUUGUAUAAUAUUCGUAAUAAAAGACAACAA